AUGCUCUCCGCGUUGCUGUUAGCGUCCGCUGCGGCGGUGUCAGCCUACAACGCCACUGGGCCCUAUGGAGUACACAUCACUGGAAAAGAAGACUCGGCAGUCGAUGGAUAUGCUGGUGCUUGUCAUGCAGGUGCCGCGAUCGAGGGGCUCUGUUUCAUCGAUGGUGCACUGAACGGAAAUGAGACCUACCAGCAAUUCUACUUCAACGCAUCCGGCUACGACUUCGAGACUGGAGCCCCGUCCUCUUACGGUUGGCUCGAGUGGGAACUGCAGUUCACUAGCGGCGAGAACGGCGAGAUCGGCACAGCGCCCUCGGCGCUACAGAUCUUCCUGAACCUGGGUUCCAAUGUCAACACGGCGCUCUUCUACCCCGGCAUCGACGAGUAUACCAGCUUGCAAAAGGCCGACGACGGUACUCUCUUCAUCUCGGGAGGUGUCGAUGACAGCAGCUUCAACUCGACAUACCCCAACCCUACUACCUACCUGGGGAACUUGACCAAUUGGCACCUCUGCUACCAGUACACUGGAGGUUACUACUACCAAUCCAUCGCCUGGGUCACCACGCAGCCGCCGCACAACCCCUCGUGCGUACCAGUCGACUUGACUCUGGAGCAGAUCACCUAUUAA
Messenger RNA from Truncatella angustata, 627 nucleotides. RefSeq lists its product as uncharacterized. The record is from RefSeq and is a predicted model, not a curated record. The transcript has 2 exons. NCBI's taxonomy places the organism in Eukaryota, Fungi, Ascomycota, Sordariomycetes, Amphisphaeriales, Sporocadaceae. The coding region runs from base 1 to 627 and encodes 208 amino acids.